AUGGGAAACGAAAAUAUCGAAUAUGGGCUCACUCGCGACCAACCGAACCCUCCACCCGGGAAGCCUCUUCCGGUUGACCACGAUGAUAACAACAACAACAGCCCGUCGACUCCUCUGCCGAGGGGCUGGCGGUUCUGGGCGGUAUUCUCAGCCAUCUGCUUCACGACUCUGCUCGCCGCCGUCGAGUCCACCGUAGUCUCAACCGCUCUUCCCGUCAUCGCCCGAGAGCUCGACGCCGGCAACUUAUACGUCUGGUUCGUCAACGCAUACUUUCUGACGAGUACCGCGUUCCUACCCCUUAUCGGCCAAAUGUGCGAUCUGUUCGGCCGCCGGUGGAUGAUGAUAGCCGUGGUGAGCCUGUUCGCCCUGGGCAGCGGCGUUGCCGGCGGGGCGGAUAGCGCUGCGAUGAUGAUUGCCGGACGUGCUGUGCAAGGGAUAGGAGGCGGCGGCAUCAACCUUCUCAUCGAAUUGGUCGUAUCCGACCUGGUUCCUCUCCGCCAGCGCGGCGCGUAUAUGGGGCUGGUAUUCGGCGUCUUCUCUUUGGGAACCGCUGUUGGGCCUCUGGUGGGUGGCGCUAUUGUCGAUGGCACCACGUGGCGAUGGGUGUUCUACAUUAACCUCCCAGUUUCCGGGGCGGCUUUAAUCCUGCAUCUGCUAUUCCUCCGAGUCAACUAUGACCGGGAGACGUCCAUACUCGAGAGACUCAAGAAAAUCGACUACGCGGGAAAUGCCAUUCUCAUCGGGAGCGUCGUUUCUGUUCUUAUCGCUCUUUCGUGGGGAGGAACGCGCUACGAAUGGAAAUCGUACCAAAUCCUCGUGCCCCUUUUCUUAGGGGUCUUCGGCUUGGUUCUUUUCCAUAUAUACGAAGGGGCGCCGUGGGUAAGGGACUACCCGACACUUCCGGAGCGUGUCUUCAAGCGCCGUACCCCUGCUGCGGCUUUGGUCAUCGCCUUUAUCAAUUUCAUCUGUUUGUUUUGGACCUUGUAUUUCUUACCUAUUUACUUCCAAGCCGUUCUUGGGAUGUCGCCGACGGUAUCCGGUCUCGCGCUAUUACCUACCGCUCUCCUGUCCGUCGUCACCGGGGCUAUUGCUGGUGUUGUAUUGACGAAAACAGGGAGAUAUCGACCAUUACACAUCGUCGCUUUUGCUUUGAUAGUAUUGGCACUCGGUCUUUUCUCGCGUUUCAACCGAAACACUUCCCAUGCCGAAUGGGUUAUUAUUCAAAUUAUCGCGGCUUUCGGUCUUGGCAUCAUGAUGUCUACCAACCUCCCAGCUGUGCAAGCCGACCUUCCAGAAUCCGACACGGCCGCUGCCACUGCCGCAUUCGCAUUCGUGCGCGCCUACGGCUCGAUCUGGGGUGUUUCCAUACCCGCUGCCAUCUUCAACGCCAAGUUUGCAAGGGAAUCAUGGCGUAUUGACGACCCGCAGAUAGAGGACCGACUAUCUGGCGGAAACGCCUACGAAUAUGCCAAUGCCGAUUUCAUACGAAGUUUCCCAGAGCCGCAGAGAGAUCGUGUCAUCGACGUGUACGCGCGCAGUUUGCAGCUGAUAUGGCAGGUCUCUCUAGCCUUUGCGCUACUGGGAUUUUUGAUAUGCUUCCUCGAGAAGGAGAUUGCGCUCAGGGCGCAUCUAGAAACGGAGUUCGGUCUGGAGGAAAAGAGACCGGCGGGUGGCUUAGAAGCUGGCUCUGAUACUACCGAAGUGAAUCGGCCUGCGCAGGAAUAG
Messenger RNA from Daldinia caldariorum, 1725 nucleotides. RefSeq names its product MFS general substrate transporter. The transcript is spliced from 3 exons. Gene Ontology annotation, molecular function: transmembrane transporter activity. The record is from RefSeq and is a predicted model, not a curated record. Bases 1 to 1725 code for a protein of 574 amino acids. Gene Ontology annotation, biological process: transmembrane transport. NCBI's taxonomy places the organism in Eukaryota, Fungi, Ascomycota, Sordariomycetes, Xylariales, Hypoxylaceae.